AUGGCCUACGCGCUCUCCAAAGCGAGCGUGCUCAGGCAGCAGAGGCACCUCCUGGUGAUGUACCUGUUGCUGCGUGUGCACGUCAUCAUACCACUGUUCCAUUUCGUUUGCAACUGGUGGGUAUUGAAGCACGUUCCAAAAGUUCAAAGGAACAAGUUUGCUCCUUGCAAUCUGCUGGGGUGCCGGCCUCGAAUCGGCGGGCGCUUGCCAGGCUCAGCCUCAGCUAUGUCGCAGCAGGCUCGUUUGCGAGACCUUGGAGUCGCCGAAGCUUGCCUUCUCUCCCGGGUAUUAUUCACACAGGAGGGAAACAGCUGCUCAGACCUAGUUUGUGCGCAAUACGUCGAGGCCGUCAUGAACGCUUUUCAGCCCUGCAAUGAGCUGCACGGGUUGGUCUCAGGUGCCACUGAAGCGCGCUGUACCAGUGGGCGCCUUUGCGAGCCCCCAAGGUUCGUCGGACUGAGUGUGACGCUCUUUCCCACGAGAAGUCUCCUUGAGGUGGUGGUCCGGCUGGAGCGUUUCCGAGAAAAGGAGCGUCAGCGAUGGGAGAGCGACCGUGCUCGACUCUCGACGGAGUUCGAGCUUCUUCGCAAGACCGUCCAGAGGACGAUUGAAAGCACGCCGCCGCCGCAAAAAGCGGAAUCCCACCAGGCGGAUGCGCUCUAUCGCGAAAACGUGACGCUACGACAAAAGCUUCGUGAGUUCGAGGACCGCUGUCAUCAGCUUGAGGAACAAGAGGCCCUUGCGAGGGAUUCCGAGCGCAAACUCCAGCAAGAGCUUCUCGAGAUCGUCCAGGCCGCGAAUAGCCGCGAGCAGGCCCUCGAAAAACGCCAGGAAGAGCUGCGAAAAAUAGCUGACGAGAACAGGCAUCGAUUCGAAGCCAUGCAGGGUCAAAUCCAGCACUUUGAAUCGAUCACCGAGAAGGUCCAGAAAAAGCUCGACCAAGCCAAACAAUCAGAGCAGGAGUGGCGGCAACAGGCACAACGCCAUGUCGAAACGCUCAAUACUGUGAAGAUUCAGCACGAAGAGCAGAUGCGUGCGGAACAAGCCGUGACCAAGCAGUGGCAACGCGGCCUCAAGGGCGUUGCCCGAACGCUCUUCUCUUUUACGUGUGGAUGGGAGCGACAAUGCGCUGAACUGGAGUGCGGCGUCGCUGCGAAAUGCCGUUCACUUGAGCAACGUUUGUCCCAGACGCUUCUACAUGCUGCCGCAUGCGCACAUCGUUUCGCUCAGGCGCAAGCAACCGGUCAGAAGCGAGCGCAUUCGCAAGCAGAGCGGCUGUAUGCUCGCAUUCACGAGCUUGAGGGACACGAAGCAGCCAUGAAACAGGAAAUUCAGCGGAAUGAGCGACGUGCGAAUCAACUUGAACGAGAACUGAGACGGCUCGAGCAGAGCAAGCUUCAGCUGGUGCACGAGCUGGCCGAAGUUCGAUCUGCAUGGGAGACUGCCACUAAGCGAGAGCGCGAAUUACAUGAACAGUGCGAGCGUUCCCAAAAAGAACUUGGUCUGAAGGAGCAAGCCCUGAAAGAGAUUCAACAGGCUCUCGAAUCCAAGGAAAAUACUGCAGCCGAGCUCUGCGAACGCAUCUGUGCCCUGGAAGAUCGACUUCUCACCAGACAUGAAGAGCAUCUUCGACAAGGCCAGCGCUCAGCGUCCAAAACACAACCAGGACGGGAGGAUAGCAUCCGAAAACGCCUUCUCCAAGAGGCGCAAGAAUUCAACACCAAACUGAAACAGGCCGCCGAGGCCCAAGCGGAACUACGAAGCAACCUCGACGCCCGCACUGCGAGCACGCCCAGCUCCGCGACCCGUUCGUUGGCCUCGUCCCCGUUGAGUUGA
Molecule: messenger RNA, 1836 nt
Organism: Cyanidioschyzon merolae strain 10D
Lineage: Eukaryota; Rhodophyta; Bangiophyceae; Cyanidiales; Cyanidiaceae
Exons: 1
Coding region: 1-1836 (611 amino acids)
Source: RefSeq, a predicted model, not a curated record